GGCGAGUGCACUCUCUUCCCAAACGUCGGACCGCGGCCGCGACAUUUUCCACAUGUCGUGUUGUUGAAAGUUUCGGAUUUUUCCAGUUGAAUUUGCCACUUUCGGAGCGCGAACGAACGUCCCCCGGCCACCCAAGAUGUCCAAGUUUGAUUUGACGGCAAAGAAUUGCCAGUACCUGGAUCGGCACCUGACCUUUCCGCUGCUCGAGUUUCUGCUGCAGAAGAAUAUCUAUGACCAAACGUCGCUGCUCAAGUUUAUCUUGGAGACGGUCAGCAAGACCAACAUGGUGGAUUACACCAUGGACAUCCGCGAGCGGCUCAACAUGGGCAACGAGCUGCCGGAGGAGCUGACCAAGCGCCGGUCCAAUGUGCUGGUCAAGCUAAAGGAGCUCCAGACGGAGGUGGCCCCGUUGAUGAAGUGCAUGGAGGAGUUGAAGAACCCGGACACGAUGAAGGACUCCAAGUCGAUCGUGCACGCCCUGCAGCAGGAGUUUGACUUCAAGUACGACAUCAUCCGAAGUGCCCAGAAGUUGGCCAAGUAUCUGUACGAGUGCGGCAACUACCGGGACUCGAUUUCGUAUCUGUACAUUUGUCUGCUGGUGAUGGAACCGACCGACAAGAACUACCUGAACGUGUUGUGGGGCAAGUUGGCCGCGGAGAUUCUGACGCUGAACUGGCCAACGGCGCUGGAGGAUUUGACGCGCCUGCGUGACUUUAUCGACAAUCACAACUUUUCGCCGAUCGAGGUGCUGCAGCAGCGCACCUGGUUGAUCCACUGGAGUGUGCUGGUGUUCUUCAACCACGCCAAGGGCCGCGAUCUCAUCAUCGAGAUGUUCCUGUACAAGCAGCUGUACUUGAACGCCAUCCAGACGAUGUGUCCGCACAUCCUGCGCUAUCUGGCCACCGCCGUCAUCAUCAACCGUGGCCGGCGAAACGCGCUCAAGGACUUGAUCAAGAUCAUCCAGCAGGAAUCGUACACGUACAAGGACCCGAUCACCGAGUUCCUCGAGUGUCUGUACGUCAACUUUGACUUUGAGGGCGCCCGUAUGAAGCUGCACGAGUGCCAGACGGUGAUCAUCAACGACUUCUUCAUCAUCGGCUGCCUGCAGGAGUUCAUCGAGAACGCCCGCCUCAUGAUCUUCGAGACGUUCUGCCGCAUCCAUCAGUGCAUCACGAUCGGAAUGCUCGCCGACAAGCUCAACAUGGAACCGGACGAGGCCGAGUGCUGGAUCGUGAACCUGAUCCGUAACGCCCGGCUCGACGCCAAGAUCGACUCCAAACUCGGCCACGUUGUGAUGGGAACGCAACCACUGUCGCCGUAUCAGCAGCUGGUAGAAAAGAUUGACUCACUUUCCGUUCGUUCCGAGGCGCUGACCGUGCUGGUCGAGCGCAAGCAAAAAGCCAAGACGCAAGAGUCCGGCGAGGGCAACUGGAAGUAUUACUAAACGGCGCGUCAACGGAAACACACACAAUUUUACCUUUAACGAAAGUGAAAAACAUUAAAAUCAAUCUUAAUCACCAGCUCGAGGGAGGAGACAGAAAAGCGUUCCAAAUAGCAGAAGAAAACAAGCAGAGGUUUGCCAACGGCGGUUGAGACGAUGAGGAUUACAAUACAACUAGUGAAUGCAAUUUAUUGUAAAAUUUGUAACAAAUUGAAUAAACUGCUCUUUGGCACACACAGAAAA
Culex pipiens pallens (northern house mosquito) is the source of this 1684-nucleotide messenger RNA. It is a transcript of the gene eIF3e, whose product is annotated as eukaryotic translation initiation factor 3 subunit E. Gene Ontology annotation, molecular function: translation initiation factor activity. Gene Ontology annotation, biological process: translational initiation. Gene Ontology annotation, cellular component: cytoplasm; eukaryotic translation initiation factor 3 complex; nucleus. Lineage: Eukaryota; Metazoa; Arthropoda; Insecta; Diptera; Culicidae. The record is from RefSeq and is a predicted model, not a curated record. The coding region runs from base 137 to 1444 and encodes 435 amino acids. The transcript has 3 exons.